Messenger RNA from Lottia gigantea (owl limpet), 396 nucleotides. RefSeq lists its product as hypothetical. Gene Ontology annotation, cellular component: cytoplasm; nucleus. Bases 1 to 396 code for a protein of 131 amino acids. The transcript is spliced from 2 exons. Lineage: Eukaryota; Metazoa; Mollusca; Gastropoda; Lottiidae. The record is from RefSeq and is a predicted model, not a curated record. Gene Ontology annotation, molecular function: transcription corepressor activity; NAD+ poly-ADP-ribosyltransferase activity. Gene Ontology annotation, biological process: negative regulation of gene expression.
AUGGAAUUGGAAUUAAGACACGCGUGUGUAACAGUAGAACAACCUGUACUAUGGCAUGGUACUGAUCAACACGCUGUUCUUAAUAUCAAUCACUAUGGUUUUAAUAGAAGUUAUUGUGGUAAAAACGCCACUUUAUAUGGACAAGGAGUUUAUUUUGCAGUUUCAUCCUCUUAUUCUGUUGGAUAUGCCAGUGGACGACCAGGACAAGGGCAGAUGUACCAGUGUAAAGUAUUGGUGGGUCAAUAUACACGAGGAAACAGUUCAUAUAGAGUUCCACCAUCAAAACCAGGAACAUUUAGUGUUUAUGAAUCUUUAGUUGAUAAUGUUAAUAAACCAUCAAUGUAUGUUAUAUUUCAUGAUUCUCAGAUCUAUCCUGAAUAUCUUAUAACAUUUUAA